GCGGGGGCGGGGCCGGGGGAGGCUCGCGCCGAGCAGGCCGGGGGGUCUCUCUCCCCGGCCCUUUGAACCAGGACCGUACAGAGAUGUGAUAAUGGAUCAUCAUGUUUCCACCAUCAAACCUCGAAGAAUCCAGAACCAAAAUGUCAUUCACCGCUUGGAACAGCGACGAAUCAGCUCAGGCAAGGCAGGUACCCACUGGCAUCAGGUCCGAGUAUUCCACCAGAAUGUCUUCCCCAACUUCACAGUUGUCAAUGUUGAAAAGCCUCCUUGUUUCUUGCGUAAAUUCUCGCCUGAUGGGCGCUACUUUAUUGCUUUCUCUUCAGACCAGACCUCUCUUGAAAUCUAUGAGUACCAGGGCUGCCAGGCAGCUGAGGACUUACUGCAGGGCUAUGAGGGGGAGAUCCUGUCCAAUGGCAAUGACCAGCGGUCAGUCAACAUCCGCGGCCGGCUCUUUGAACGCUUUUUUGUCUUGCUGCAUAUUACCAACGUAGCCGCCAACGGGGAGCACCUGAACCGGGAGUGUAGCCUCUUCACCGACGACUGCCGAUGUGUCAUCGUGGGCUCAGCUGCCUACCUCCCGGAUGAGCCGCACCCUCCUUUUUACGAGGUGUAUCGGAACAGUGAAUCUGUGACCCCCAACCCACGGUCCCCUCUGGAGGACUAUUCCCUUCACAUCAUUGACCUUCACACUGGCCGCUUAUGUGAUACCCGCACUUUCAAGUGUGAUAAGGUGGUCCUGUCGCACAACCAAGGGCUGUACUUGUACAAAAACAUCCUGGCCAUCUUGUCAGUGCAGCAGCAGACGAUCCACGUCUUCCAGGUGACCCCUGAAGGCACUUUCAUUGAUGUGAGGACCAUCGGCCGCUUCUGCUACGAGGAUGACCUCCUCACCGUGUCAGCCGUUUGCCCGGAGGUGCAACGGGACAGUCAGACAGGCAUGGCCAACCCUUUCAGAGACCCCUUUAUCAACUCCCUGAAACACCGGCUGCUCGUGUACUUGUGGCGCCGGGCAGAGCAGGAUGGUAGUGCGAUGGCCAAGAGGCGCUUCUUUCAGUAUUUUGACCAGCUGCGGCAGCUGCGCAUGUGGAAAAUGCAGCUUCUGGACGAAAACCAUCUGUUUAUCAAGUACACCAGUGAGGACGUGGUAACCCUGCGGGUCACAGAUCCAUCACAGGCAUCUUUCUUUGUGGUAUACAAUAUGGUGACAACAGAGGUGAUUGCCGUGUUUGAGAAUACGUCAGAUGAGCUUCUAGAACUCUUUGAGAACUUCUGUGACCUCUUCCGUAACGCUACCCUACACAGUGAAGUCCAGUUUCCCUGCUCAGCUUCCAGCAACAAUUUUGCAAGGCAGAUCCAGCGCCGGUUUAAAGACACUAUUGUAAAUGCCAAGUAUGGAGGGCACACAGAGGCAGUGCGCCGGCUGCUGGGCCAGCUCCCCAUCAGUGCACAGUCUUACAGCGGUAGCCCCUACCUUGAUUUGUCUCUCUUCAGCUACGAUGACAAGUGGGUGUCUGUCAUGGAGCGACCCAAGACUUGUGGAGAUCACCCUAUCAGAUGUCCAGUGAAUCUCAAGAAUCUUUGGAGAAACAAGUUCUUUGGAACCAAAAUGUUUAAGGAAAGCAGAGACUUCCAGGGAUAUCUCUUUCAGAUCUCAGUUCUUCCCUGAAACUCUCUCCUCUCAUCCCUACUCUGCAGGGGCCGGCAUGUCAAUGAUCAGUGCCAAGUCGCUCUGGACCUUUGAGAGAAAGGCUCCAUUUAAAUUCAGCAAAACCUCUUUCAUUCAGAGUCCUUGUAGAGAAGCACAGUGUACAUCAGUGAAAAGCCUAAAUUAGAUAAUUUUUAAAAGAACAGUAGCUUCAUUAUUUUCAAGUACACCGAGUAACUCCAUCUCAGCCAUGAAGUGUUCCUUUGUAGAAGCCCUUAGAGACUUUUCCUUAAUGAAUGGAUUAUAAUUAUUGGUAAUCAGCAUAACAGUUCUCUGCACUACGUGCUUCGAAAGGAAUUGAGUAUAUUAAGUGAUUUUGAUGUUCCAGAGGGCAAUUUUAUUUACAACAUUCAUCUGCUCAGUGUAUACCCUUUAUAGUUGUAACCCUCUGUUGUUUAAAAAGAAAAAAAGAAAAAUUCUGAAGACUCUCUCCAUCACACGACAUUUGAUUAUCAGAAGCAGAAAUAGUGCAGGAGGAGAGAGAUACAUAGUAGGACUCGUUCUUUACCUGUGGUGUCCCGACAGAACUGCGGGAACAGCUCAGGCUUGCGAGUGGGGCCAGGUGCAAACCCUGGGCUUCAUAAAAUAAUUUGAGUUCUAGUUUUUCUGUAAAAUGGGCUGACGUCUACUUUGCAGGGCUGAUGUGAGCACUAAAUGAGUAUUAAAGCUCUAAAUACAGUAAGUACUUAAUAAAUGCUAGCUGCCUUUCUCUAGAUUCCUUGGUCUGUGUGGGAGGCUCAUGCCUCUUUCAUGUCAGAGAGACUAUGCUCAGCCCUGAUGGUGCCUCUUCAUUCCUUGCUGAUCGAGAAGCAUGAGCUUGCCCCUUCUCCAGGCCCAACCCUUGCACAGGAGACCAGGGGCUUUUGAGGUGGGGUCUUUCUGCUGCUGCGGUCUCUGUCCCCGGCAGACCCAUGUCUGAGAAGACCAGAACAUCCCUGACCCUCUUUGCAGCCAAACACAUUGGAUGAAAAGGAGCCUUGUUUGCUGAGAGUUUGUUGUUGUUGAUUGUGAACGUGUAUUAAGCAUUUACUGUGGGGCCAGAAGCUAGGUAAGCACCUUACAUCGGAAGGUGUUCCUUUAUUUCAUCAAUUUGGGGAUGCAUUUUUCAGGAUUGGAGUGUAUCUAAUAUCAGUGUCUUAUCAGUGAUGCUAGACAGUGACUGUGACGUCACUGUUGUCACAUGUUCAUGUGACACACUUGUCGUCAGCCCUGUUGAGUAAUAUGCACUGGGGAUACCGUGUGCAUGCUAUUUAAAAUGUCUUCAAAAAGAUUACACUGUGAUUUGGUGCUGAAAUGAAAGGUUAUUUUGUAUACAGAAAGGUACAGAUGCAGAGUAGCGUGGUUAAUUUUGGUAUUAGUGAAGCAAAGGUUUGCCACUGAAGGAAUGAACGUGACGCCAUAUAUUUUUGCAAAGCAGCAACCAGGGGCUUUUUGGAACUGAGAAAGAAAGCAAGAUAACUACUGGCAAAUGAGGUUUUAUUGGCAUGCUGAUAUUAGUGCACAAGGAUUGCCUAUCAAACACCAAACAGGGCACAUGAAUGAAGGGGAAGUUAUCACAUGCCUUGGAAUAAAUGGAAGAAGUUUUAAUGCAGUGAGAGGCCUGGUGUGACCAAUUCAUGCAAAGCACAGGACUAAUCACUAAGGUGUGAACCAAAAUUGUCGGAAACUUCAUGCUGAUUUUGAACAGAAGCUGAUUAACUUCCAGGGGCCAUGUGAUUCCAAAUAGGAAGAAGAUGACACUAGAGCUGAAGUCAGGUGAAAAAUGCUGACACUGGCUGUUCUUCAGCAUGCCCCUCCUGCCUCUAACUCCAAAAAAGGCCUAAAAUGCUCUUUGCAUAAGUAUAUAUUUUAAGGCUCCUAGGACUUGUUUUAAUUCAACACACAGACAUGGAAAUGACUGUCAUGAAGGAAGAAGUCUGUUUUCCUUACAGGUCUCUAGACACAGGAGGCAUGGCGUGCCUUGCUUCCGUGGGGAAGCACCUGGGUCACUCAGGAGGUAGGGGAGCCAGGGGAAAUGUAGGUGAGAGCCUUUAUUGUGGUUUCUUUUUCUUUUUCUUUUUUUUUUUAUAACUUUUUUU
This is a messenger RNA of Callorhinus ursinus (northern fur seal), 3783 nucleotides long. Lineage: Eukaryota; Metazoa; Chordata; Mammalia; Carnivora; Otariidae. The record is from RefSeq and is a predicted model, not a curated record.